AAAUUCAAGACGAAGCAAACCUGCGACUGACUUACAAGACGCUCGUUUACGCGCCACGCCAACUGAUUCGUCGCCCUGCAGUGCGGGUACACAAGACAGUCCACUGAUCAAUCCGUCCCUUCUGCAAGCAUAAAGGCUCGUUGUGCGGGCGAAUGGCCGCCGUCGCUCCGUUAAGAUGCUCACCACACUCGUUCUCGCCCUGUUGAUCCUCCCAGCCCUCCAGACGCAGGUGUCGGGGGGCCGGACAAUCCACGUCGUGAACUCCUGCGGGUCUAACGUCUAUCCAGCAUACGCGGGUAAAGGCGAUCAGGUCACAUUGAGCUCAGGAGGUGUAGCCCCUCCAGCUUGGGAACUAGCAGCAGGAGGAACCACGGACUUGAUCGUCCCGGACAAUUGGGAGAGUGGACGUAUUUGGCUUCGUUCAGGCGAAUGUAACGGAAACGUCGAGAAAUGCAAGAUCGGAGCCUGUGUCGGUGGAGGCAACAAUUGUGAUGGCAAAGCGUACGGAUCGUUAGGUGCGACCAUCGCGGAGUUUGGGAUGGGCGGGGCAGAAUACGGCGAUUUCUAUGAUGUAUCGAUGGUAGAGGGAUUUACCGUGUCCAUGAGCAUCACACCCUCCACGUCAUCAUGCACUGUAGCCUCUUGUGGGGCAGAGACAGAUAUAUUGAGACAGUGCGAUCCAAGGCUCGUCUGGCCAAAGGGCUCAGAUCAGAUUUGGGGAUGCGCUGCAGCGUGCUCAGCAGGCAUCUUUUACCUCGGCCAAGGUGUGACGACCUUUGAUUGGCAGGAUUGCCCUUCGUGCUGUAACGGAGCGUACUUGUACAACUGCCCUGCGUCAAAUUUCCCGUUUUACGACGUUUACAAGCCAAUGUGCAAGAUGGGAUACGUAUUUGCCAAAGACGAUGUGGUACCGAACCAAACUGCAGUUCUCAAUUGCCCAAGUGGCGCCAGUUACACGCUCGAACUAUGCGCAGGCGGCAUCAAGAGCGGUAUCACCGAUCCACCUUCAUCUUCCGAAGCUGUAACUCAGGAUCCAGGCGGGGAGAUCAAUAUCGGUGAUGGAUCCGGUUCGGGUGGAGGCGGAGGAGGUGCGUCAAAAGGCUCUUCCGCGAUGGGAGGGGGGGGCGGUAUUUCGACUUCUGGGGGUCCCUUCCCUGCACCCAGCCCAUCAAGCUCGAAUCAUCAAGUCGGGUUCUCAAUGACCUCACAGGCCGAUCCAUUGCCGAGCCUAUCGACGACAGUCUAUCAACCGCCUGUCCCGGUGUCGUCUGAAACUGGCUGGGGAGGAUGGGGGAAUGGAAAUCAUCACGGUGGUAAUGGGCAUCAUCACUGGCAGACUGGCGGACAACACCUCGGAGCUUGGGAGCAGAGCCCGUCCGCAUCGGCGUCAGAAGCGAAACACUGUACGCCAAAGAGCAAGCGGGGGAUCGAGAAGCAGCGUCAGAAUACGUAGACCUCGGCAAUCUCAUUCUGGAAAGACCAUAUAGGUGCGACAGUAAUCCUUCAGGGAAGGCAUAAUGGAUGGCUGCGCCAGCGCCGUUGUCUACUUUCGGAAAGUGCAUAUGUACGA
Molecule: messenger RNA, 1570 nt
Organism: Kockovaella imperatae
Lineage: Eukaryota; Fungi; Basidiomycota; Tremellomycetes; Tremellales; Cuniculitremaceae
Product: thaumatin family-domain-containing protein
Exons: 10
Coding region: 176-1453 (425 amino acids)
Source: RefSeq, a predicted model, not a curated record